Molecule: messenger RNA, 2386 nt
Organism: Antechinus flavipes (yellow-footed antechinus)
Lineage: Eukaryota; Metazoa; Chordata; Mammalia; Dasyuromorphia; Dasyuridae
Gene: FASTKD4
Product: transforming growth factor beta regulator 4
Exons: 11
Coding region: 192-2063 (623 amino acids)
Biological process (GO): mitochondrial RNA processing; regulation of mitochondrial mRNA stability
Cellular component (GO): ribonucleoprotein granule; mitochondrial matrix
Molecular function (GO): RNA binding
Source: RefSeq, a predicted model, not a curated record
ACGCUCGCUCAAGUGGCCUCGCGGUCGACGGGUGGUUCCUUCUUUCGUUGGGUCGGCGCGUGUCACGUAUGGAGGUCAGAGGCAGUGAAGGUCCAGGGGCCGUGCCUCUGGAGAGCGGGUCUUAAAUGGUUUGAGUUGAGGUGAAAGUGCUAUACUUCUCCUUCAGGUAACGUGUCCCUGCCCAGAGCAUCAUGGCAUCUCGCCUGAUGCAGCGUUGCAUCUGCCUCUUGGCCACCCAGCAAGCCUCAUCCUUAACUGUAAUUGGUAGACUAAGGCUGGGCAGUAUUCCUAGCAAGAUGAUGACUACCACACGUGGAUCUGCUUUCUCUACUUUGGAUAAACUCUUAAAUAAGGAGCCAGUGUUCACCCCCUACCCACCCUCUCAAGAAGUCGACCAGAAGAUUGAGGAGGCUACCACCCCUGAGGAAGUGCUAGAAUUACUUGAUAGUAGGUACAAGCUUCAUCAUAACCAUGCUGCUCUCAUGGUAAUUAAACUUUCUCGCCUCUUGGUGGAUAAGCACCUGGACAAAAACUUACUCGAUAAUGAUGUCCGUCUAAAGAAGCUCUUCCGCACUAUGGACAGCCAGGUAUCCUCAGUCUGGCAUGGAACUCUUAUGAACUUGCUCCGGAGCCUCUAUGCAUUGCAACUUCCAGAGAAUUUCAAGCCCCUGCUAUCUGUGGAACAAGAGGUUCGCUGGAGGCUUCGCAGAGUUAAAUAUAAGAACCUGGUUUUUCUGGCAGAGACAAGCAUUCCCUACAUGCAGGAUCGGGCCUCAAGGGAACUCCUGACAGAACUAUUGAUGUACUUGGAGCGCCGCUGGACAGAGAUUGAGGACUGCCGCACUGUGGUGGUUCUCAUGGCGAAAGUGGGGCACCUCUCAGGGGCCCUAAUGGACCGGCUAGAGGACAAGUUCCUGGAGUUGGCAGAGCAGUUUGGCCCCGAAGACCUGCGAAAAGUGAUGCUGAUCUUGGCUUCUCAGAACCGGCGUUCAGUGCCCCUACUUCGAGCUAUCUCCUACCACCUGGCUCAGAAACCUUUUGCCUUGACAAGAGGAAUGCUUAUUGACUUUGCAUAUGCUUAUGGAAAACUAAACUUCCAUCAAACCCAGAUAUUUCAGAAGCUUGCAUCUGAACUGCUGCCCCAGGUGUCGAGUAUGACACCCAGUGAUGUAACUCAGUGCUCUAAGUCCUUUGCCUUCCUCAAGUGGCUCAACUUGCCUCUUUUUGAAGCCUUUGCCCAGUACGUAAUAAACAAGGCAGAUGACUUCACCCCACUUCAGCUGAGUAACAUGAUCCUGACAUUUGCUCGUCUGAACUUCCAUCCUGAGCAAGAAGAACAGUUCUUCAGUUUGGUACACAGGAAAUUGGAGUCAGAACUGGACAAGUUGAGCCCUGGCCUGCAAGUUGAUGUGGUAUGGUCCCUGUGUAUACUACAGCAAGUACAGAAGAAACAGCUACAAGAGGUUCUUUGCCAGGAUUUUCAUAGCCAGUUUCUAGAUGGCAAGUUCUCUCAGAACCAAAACACCUGCCAGAAGCUGAUCCACAUCAAUGCUACCGCUCAACUAGAGCAUCCUGAGUACACUGGGCCAUUCUUGCCACCAGUGGCCCUACACCCUCAAGCUUCCACACCCAAGACACCCAUGCAGAAAGAUCUGCAGGAGAUACUGAAAGGGUGGCUGGGGAGUGAUGACAAGGUCCGUUUUGGAGAAAUCACUCAGUAUGGCUGGGAGCUAGAUGCUGAGUUGGUACUUGAUGUAGACAAUCAACCUCUGCCCAUGAAGGACUUUUUGGCACCUCACCUGGCUCAGCCAACUGGAACUCGUCCUCUGCCCCCUGGUGCCAAGAGGUUGGUUUUUCUGCGUUGGGAGUUCCCAAAUUUCAACAGCCGAAGCAAGGAUCUGCUGGGUCGGUUUGUCAUGGCCAAGCGGCACCUUCGGGCGGCUGGCUUCUUGCUGGUUGAUGUUCCGUACUAUGAGUGGAUAGAACUGAAGUCUGAAUGGCAGAAGGGUGCCUACCUCAAGGACAAGAUGGGGAAGGCGCUGGCAGAAGAUCUGGCCAAGUGACCAACCUCAUAACCUUGGAUAAUGCCAGUCCUUCAUUGGAACAGUUUGUAUCCAAAGGAGGAACUUAUGUAUCCAGGGUCCUACCCAGCAGCCCAAUCUUGCUCCCAGAGACCUCAGGCAGCACUUAUUUCUGCCUCGCAAGGACAUUUCCUGGGCACUCUAUGCUGGUUGUUUUGGGGCCUUUCUCCUCAUUGACCUGACUUCUUGCUGCUGCUGAAUAGGGAUUAUUGGAACACCCGGUCCUGGGUCGGGGGGAGACUAACCAUCAUUCCUUCAUUGUAAAGGACAAUCCCCCCAAUAAAGGUUUCCCUCCAAGUUGUGAA